Molecule: messenger RNA, 1170 nt
Organism: Cuscuta campestris
Lineage: Eukaryota; Viridiplantae; Streptophyta; Magnoliopsida; Solanales; Convolvulaceae
Source: the annotation of a GenBank genome assembly
UUGUAUUAAGUUAUUAACCCAGUCUUCUUCUGCUGACAAGAGUGGAAGCCGCUUCUUCCUCUUUGGUUCUUCGCCGCCAUCAUCCCCGUCGUCCUCCUUCUCCUUCCUGGUGCAUCGCAAAUCAGGCGAGAGACCAGAGGCAACGGCGAUUCUGCACGCAAGAUUUUACUUCGUCAAUUGGGUCGAGACUAGGGCUCGUAGAAAGGAAAAAAACUAGAGAUCGACACAGAGGGAUAAAAUACAGGAGCUCAUGUUUAUUCCCCACAUUAGAGAACAAUGAACCAGGCGGUGCAGAAGAAUACUUUGUACGUAGGUGGAUUGGCAGAGGAAGUGAAUGAGGGGAUCCUGCAUGCUGCUUUCAUACCAUUUGGAGACAUCAAGGAUGUGAAGACGCCUUUGGACCAGGCAACACAGAAGCACCGAUCUUUUGGAUUCGUCACUUUUCUGGAGAGGGAGGAUGCAGCCUCUGCCAUGGAUAAUAUGGACGGCGCAGAGCUCUAUGGCCGAGUCCUCACAGUCAAUUAUGCUCUCCCCGAGCGCAUCAAGGGUGGUGAACAGGGCUGGGCUGCCCAACCUAUUUGGGCGGAUGCCGACACAUGGUUUGAGAGACAACAACAAGAGGAGGAAAUGCAGAAACUCCAAGCAGAGAACAUGGCUGAAAUGAAGGCCGCAGAGGAAUUACACCGGAAGAAAAUGGCAGAGGAGAGGGAAGGUGAGAAGGAGGAUGGAGAUGUCGUCAAUGAUGAUCCGAUGGCACAAGCCGAAGCAGAGGUUUUAAAAGACAAUGCAUUGGGCUCUUCUUAGCCGCGCUACCAAUUUUUGUUUUCAGUGAUUGUUAUGUUUUCGGGUUUGUGAAAAAGAUUCUAGUGUGGCUAGUAGAUCUAAUGCCGAUUAGAGUAUUGUGUGUUCGACAUUGAUCCUUGUGUGGGCAUUCAUGUGGUGCCAUGUCAAGGGCUUGGGUCUAGGGUUACCCUCCAAAUGUGAGGAUACCAAGUGUGAAAGCCAAAGAAAAGAGAAAAAAGAAUUGUAGUUUAACACUAUCUCCCUCCUCAGGUUUCCCAUCUCUGCAUGAAUUGGCCUGGCCAUUGAAAGCAUUACUGGCAUGACUUCAUAUUACAUUCAUUUUGUCCAUGAUCCAAUGAAAUCACACAAGAAAUAGUCUCGAGGGGU